This is a messenger RNA of Trypanosoma cruzi, 1463 nucleotides long. RefSeq lists its product as uncharacterized. The transcript has a single exon. The record is from RefSeq and is a predicted model, not a curated record. The annotation marks the transcript as partial. Lineage: Eukaryota; Euglenozoa; Kinetoplastea; Trypanosomatida; Trypanosomatidae.
AUGGGGAAGUGGCUGAGGUAUGCUUUUUGUACGUACGGUUUUUUUUUUCUUUUUGCCACUUUGGCUUUAUUUUUCAGCAACAAUAGAAAAGUUGAGCGAAAAGUGCGUGGAGGGAAAUUGCUUCCCGGUGGGUGGCUCACUUUGGAACCGGUGCCUGCGAAGAAGGAUCCCAUGAACGCCAACGAUGUUCUUACCGUCAUCAGCCCAGACGAUGGGAAACGAUUUCGUAUCAACAUUAAAGGGGACAUUGGACGGCUGACGAUUGGACGACUGAAGCAGUGCCUUGCCACGGCCUCCUCGUAUUCGGUUCCCGUUGCCGACCAAGUCAUCAAGUUUAACGGCACCCCGCUCACCCGGGACGAUGAAGUGUGCGCCGCCUACGGUAUUAUGAAUGGUUCCACGCUUACUGUGGAACAUCGUGCCAAUGUUGACCCGACGACAGACCACACGGCAUCCUUUGUCUCGCCCCACCGGCAAGCACUGGAGUACCAAACGAUCCGGCAGCAGGAGGAAAUUCUUGGCGACGAGGUUCUGGGAUACGACAACACACUUCAGGUAAAAAUUGACCAACUGCAGGAUCAAGUUGAGGCAGCAGAGAAGAAGAAAAUGAAGAUUGCGCGGGAAAAGGAAAAGGCAGAGCGGGAGCUGGCAAGGCUCCGUCUGCAGGAGGAAGUUGCCGAGAAGCAAAAACGGCGGCUGACUCAGUUGCGAGAGAGGGAAGCACAGCGUGCGGCUCGGCGUGCGGCGGACUUAGCGGCACGACGCGAACAACUCAAGGCGGAAGAGGAAGCCACUCGGGCAGUCGCUCUGCAAAAACUUGACAACGAGCGACGCAGGGCGUCGUUAGAACAAGAACGGGCAGAGUACGAGGCAGAGAAGGAGCGUCUGGCGAAGGAACGGGAGGAGUACGAGCAGCGCGCAAAGGAGCGUGAGGUAAAUAUUCGCAAGAAGGAGAUUGAAAUAGAGCAACAGAUACUUGCCGCGGAGCGCGAUAGGAGGGAGCUGGAGUUAAGCCGGCUUGUGUCACACCAAAACCGACUGUUGUACCAUGAACGUGUGGGUAGACCGCCACCACCCGAGUUGACGCACGAGGGAAUGAGAAGAGGUGAGUGGUCUGGUAAUGAUCCAUUUUCUUUGCCUGUUGCGACGCCGGAGGAUAAGAAUGUUGCAUGGGGGAAACCCCAGGAAAUAAACAACAACAAUCCCCCAAACCAGCAAUGGCAACUGAAUCAGAAACAAUCAUACAGGCAGAGUGAUGCCCGGCAUCCGUCUGGCCCAAUAAAAAGUGAAGAAAAUGCCACUGCAAACGCCCAGUUUGAAGACUCAUACCAGAACAGGCCACGACCGCCAAGGGCUGCCGAAAAUGUGGUGAAAAUGAUGUUGCCUGGCAGGGAUAAUUUUGCGUUGGCUCAUGGCGGUAAUGACGUGUAUAAUGCGCGAGAAAAUGCCAUUGACAACCUGGU